Thecamonas trahens ATCC 50062 is the source of this 2265-nucleotide messenger RNA. RefSeq lists its product as uncharacterized. The transcript has 3 exons. Lineage: Eukaryota; Apusomonadida; Apusomonadidae. The record is from RefSeq and is a predicted model, not a curated record. Gene Ontology annotation, molecular function: transcription coregulator activity. The coding region runs from base 37 to 1905 and encodes 622 amino acids. Gene Ontology annotation, biological process: regulation of transcription by RNA polymerase II. Gene Ontology annotation, cellular component: mediator complex.
ACCUCGGCGCCACAGCUACAACCAGAGCCAAGCAAGAUGAGCGACCGCAGCGGGCAGACAGCCCGGUUGCAGGUGGAGGUCCUGGAGCAGACCUUUGCCGAGCUCUUCAGCUGCUUCCUGGGCGAGAGCAGCAUGGCCACGGUGGCCGCUGACGGCGACUCUGACCGCGGCUCUGACGGCAACCCGGAGCGACUGCAGGGCGGGCGGCAUCCGCUGGGACCGCUCAAUGUGGCCGAUGCGCGGAGAAAGGCGCAGCUGGCGCUGGAUGCCUUGCGGAACAUCAUUAUGCAGUACAGGCACUGGAAGGCGGGAGUAACCGAUGCUGCCGAGCUUAAUCGCUGCCUUCGGCUGCUGAGGAGCCACCACACGCUCAAGUCAUUCAACUCGUCGUUCUCAAACAUGCUGCUGCAGUCGCGAGAAGCUGUCCGCCACCACCUCGCAUCGCGCUCGCAGGCUGAUGGCGAGACGGCGUCGGCGUCGGGCCAUCAGGGCAUUCUGCACACGCUGCACAGCCUCGCUGCUGCGCACUCGCUCUCGGUCAUGGUGGAUGAUUCCAUGUCGGACGCGGUGACUAUUGCGCUGUACGCCAACACGCUCAUGCUGGAUGUCAAUGUGACGGCGUCGGGCGCGGUGGCGUCGGCUGCGCUCACCCUUGUCGCCAACGACGACAUGAUUAGUGAUGACGAGACCAACGCAAAGCUGACGGCCCUAGCCACAGCUGCCGAUUGGUCAACGCUCUCGGCGGUUCUGGGCCACUUUUGCGACCUUCACGUCCGGCUCCCUGACGAGAUCGGCAGCGACGCCGCGGUCGCCGUCUCGGCCGCCUUUGCCGCCCUCACCGCAGACGUCCGUGCGCUCUCGGCGGCCUCGGUGGCCGCUGCGGGCCUCUACGCCACUAUCACGAGCGGCAUCGGCUCGGUCUCGCUGACGGCGUCGGGCCUGCUGUGCACAGUGUGGGCGGCGGCGUCUGCCAAGUUUGCGCUCGCCGACGAGACCACCAGCCCCUCGCUCCGCGCCUCACUCGCGGAGCUCCCGCCGCUGGAGGUCUUGCGCGCCGCUUCGCCGCUCGCGGCCCACGGGAUGAUCCACGCCCGACUCUCGUACGAGGUUGCAUCGCAGCCGUCGCGGCUACUCCUCGGCUCGGCGCUGGUAGACUCGGCCGUGGCGGGUCUGGCCGGCAGCAACGGCGGGCCGGGCGCGUUGAACGUGGCAAAGUUCCUCGUGCCCGGCUCGCCGCCUGAUGCCAAGCUCUCGGCGCCGAUUGAGGCCUCCUUUGUGCUGGAGCUGUAUCCGCCACUGGUCACCUCUUGCGCGUGGGCCGCCGAAGCCGCCGCCGUCGCCUUUCCGCCGCCGGCCACGUCCAAGGUCGCCAUGGCUUUCUCGGCCCUCGGCACCGGAGACGCCUCGCCGCUGGCGGCCAUGCUCGUCGGCCAUGACGCACUCGCGGGCCCGCAGCCUGUCACGGUCCUGGACACCACUCAUGCUUACGCCUACGCUGGCGAGCCCGGCGUCCGCGGUGUCCUCGUCCACCGCAUCCCGUUCCUCUCGCUCGCGCACCUGGCCACCGUUCUCGACCUCCUCCGCCAGCACGCCGUUUUCAACACCCUCCUCGCCUCGUGCUUCAGCGACGCUGUCGACGCCGCAUCGCUCCAUACCCGUCCGCCGCCCGACACCCUCCGCCGGUUCGAGCUCACCACUCUCGCGCCACAGCUCCUCACCGUCAGCUACCUCGCGCCGGGCUCGGGCGUGCUCACCACCAUCGAAAUCUCGUGCGGCUGUGGCGGGAGCCUUGCCGCUGCCAUUAUCCCGGCGCCUGGCGCCAGCCCCGUCGACUCACCGGCCUUUGCCGCUCUCCUCGCCACGUCGCACUCGAUCCCACUCGCCAUGCACUACCACCUCUCGUAACGUGUUGUUCAUUUCCAGAGCUGGCUGCUGUGGGCUUUAGUCGACCUUGAUGGACGAGUAGAUCUUGCGCACAAACCAGAGGCAGGCAAAGAAGCCGACGGCGCCGGUCAUGCAGAAGAAGCCAAAGCAGAGGAUAAACGUGUAGCCAAAGUAGAGGAGGCCCGAGACAAACGAAGUCACGUUGAGCUUGGUGAAAAAGUAGAACGCCGAGUAGAGGAACAUGUACACCGCCGACGAGGCCGAGGUGAGGAAGGCACGCCACCACCACUUGUAGUUCUCGGAGCAGAGCUGGAAGUAGCACAUGACAAUGGUGAUCUCGCCGCAGGUAAGGCAGAGAAUGAUAAAGACGACAAAGAGGAA